Dicrocoelium dendriticum is the source of this 570-nucleotide messenger RNA. The record is from the annotation of a GenBank genome assembly. Lineage: Eukaryota; Metazoa; Platyhelminthes; Trematoda; Plagiorchiida; Dicrocoeliidae.
AUGCAGCACAUUCGCAUUAAGGGCCCACCUGUUUCGGCCCGUCCUCGCGGACUAGUCCCGGACACGCUCAGAGCUGCUAAGGCGAAGUUAGAGCAAAUGCUCGAACUGGGAAUCAUUCGGCCGUUCAAAAGUCCAUGGGCAUCACCAUUAUACAUCUUGCCGAAGAAAUCCGGUGACUGGAGACCCUGUGGUGACUACAGGGCGCUUAACAAAGUUGCCGUCCCGGAUAAACACCAUAUUCCGCACAUGCACGAGUUGACCUCAGCUCUAGCUGCUGACAUGCUCAUGGCCAGCUCUUCCGACGAGGAACAACUUCAUCAUCUCGACGCUUUUUUACAACGCUUAACACAGCAUACGGUUACCGUUAACCCGGAUAAAUGCGAGCUUGGCCAAAGUUCCAUCGACGUUCUUGGCCAUUGCAUAUCCGUCUCCGGUAUUGAAGCUCUGCCAAACGAAAUCCAGGCACUGAAGGACUAUCCUGCUCCCAGUUCCUUCAAACAGUUACGCCGCUUCCUUGGCCUAGUCAACUAUUAUCGACGCAUUAUUCCUAACUGCGCGAGCAUUGUUUAA